Messenger RNA from Thecamonas trahens ATCC 50062, 750 nucleotides. RefSeq lists its product as uncharacterized. The record is from RefSeq and is a predicted model, not a curated record. NCBI's taxonomy places the organism in Eukaryota, Apusomonadida, Apusomonadidae. Bases 1 to 750 code for a protein of 249 amino acids. The transcript has 2 exons.
AUGGGUGUAGAGGAGGAGGGCAAGACGGUGAUCAAGCUGGGCGGGCUGGCAGGAGGCUCGCUGCUGUUCUGCUUUCUCUGCUUUGUGGUUGUCUACGCCUUGUUCUUUGCCUACGAUGAUGGCUACGAUCAGCGCGACGUGUCGUACAUUUCAGAGACCGGCGACUAUCCGCCGCAGUCGACGUUCUUCACCUGCGGCCUGGUGGUGCUUGCUGGUGCGAUGAUGAUCGGGUUUCCGGCGGUAGCGUUUGAUGCCACCCGGCGGGUGGCACUGGCACUGCCGUACGCCUCGGAGAGGGGGCUGGCGCAGCUGGCCACCUUUGUGGCCUGUAACCGGCGGUCCAAGAUCGCAGCGAUUGGCGUUGUUGUCGGCUUUGUCCUCGUUGCCUCGUUCCAGGAAAUCCACAUGCAGAUUCCACACUCGACAGGCGCAGCUAUGAUGUUUGCCGGCUCGAUCUGGUACCAAGUGGAGGAUGUACGGAUGUGGCGGCUGCGAAUGGCGUUGGGACUCAACACUGCACCGGGCCCCGGAAGCCGGGGCUCGUGGCGGCGGCUAUGUGCAUGGCUUCAUUGGCUGAGGUCACCGAUGGUGGUGUAUCGGGUCCGGCUACUUGCGCUUGCCACGUCUGCCCUCGGAGCAGCCAUCCUCGCGGUGGCGAUUGCCGUCAACCGCGCCAUCAAUGGGCGCGACUCACGGACAUGGGCGUUGCUGGCCACUGGCUUUCGAAGGAGGCUGAGCUUGGACAAGUAA